This is a messenger RNA of Oenanthe melanoleuca, 2497 nucleotides long. It is a transcript of the gene WDR76, whose product is annotated as WD repeat domain 76. Gene Ontology annotation, biological process: regulation of DNA damage checkpoint. The record is from RefSeq and is a predicted model, not a curated record. Lineage: Eukaryota; Metazoa; Chordata; Aves; Passeriformes; Muscicapidae. Gene Ontology annotation, cellular component: nucleus. Bases 39 to 2366 code for a protein of 775 amino acids. The transcript has 14 exons. Gene Ontology annotation, molecular function: protein binding; DNA binding.
CGAGCGGGCGGGAAGCGCCGCUCCGCCCCGCGCGCGCCAUGGCGCUGUCCCAGCCCGGGCCGCGGGAGCCCGAGCAGCCGUCACCGCACAGCCGGCAGCAGCUGCAGGAGUGCCCCCCGUCGGACCCCGCUGAGCCCCGUUCUCCCCCGCAGGAGUGCCCCCCGUCGGACCCCGCUGAGCCCCGUUCUCCCCCGCAGGAGUGCCCCCCUUCGGACCCCGCUGAGCCCCGUUCUUCCCCGCAGGAGUGCCCCCCUUCGGACCCCGCUGAGCCCCGUUCUUCCCCGCAGGAGUGCCCCCCUUCGGACCCCGCUGAGCUCCGUUCUUCCCCGCAGGAGUGCCCCCCAUCGGACCCUGCUGACUGCUGUUCUCCUCCUCAGGAGUGCUCCCCAUCAGGCCCCGCCGAGCCCCGGCCGAGCGCGCUCCCGGGGCUGGGCCGGCAGCUGCGGGUGCUGCUGACGCCGCUGCCCGUGGCGGCCUGGCCGCGGGCCCAGAAGCGGCUGCUGAGCCGCCGCGGCCCGGCCGCCAAGAGGCAGCGCCCGGAGCCCGAGAGCGGCCCCGCAGCUGCCCCCGGCCCCGCAGCUGCCCCCGGCCCCAGAGCUGCCCGCGGCCCCAGAGCUGCCCGCGGCCCCAGAGCUGCCCGCAGCCCCAGAGCUGCCCCCGGCCCUGCAGCUGCCCCCGGCCCCGCAGCUGCCCCCGGCCCCAGAGCUGCCCGCAGCCCCAGAGCUGCCCCCGGCCCCGCAGCUGCCCCCGGCCCUGCAGCUGCCCCCGGCCCCGCAGCUGCCCCCGGCCCCGCAGCUGCCCCCGGCCCCAGAGCUGCCCGCAGCCCCAGAGCUGCCCCCGGCCCCGCAGCUGCCCCCGGCCCCGCAGCUGCCCCCGGCCCCAGCUCGGCUGCCCGCGGCCAGGACGGGCUGUGGGAUGCGGACAGCGACGGCAGCGACGGGGGAGACGCGGUGCCGGAUGGACAUUCCCAGCUGUCAGCCUAUGAAAGGAAAAGACUCAAGAACAUUACAGAAAAUGCUAAAUUCUUCGCUUCUCUAAAGCUGCAUGAGUCAGCUGCAAGGCUUAACCAACUUACAACUAAAAGCCAAUCUCAUGUCACUAAAAGGGUCAAUGACAGUAGGCCCAGGCCCAGGAAGGCGGAGGACGAGCCGGCCCGGCGCCGCUCCAUGCGCCUGCUCCGCGUGGAGCCGCUGGACCUUCCCCUGCUGGAGUCACUCGCCCGGCCAGCGCCAGAGGAAUAUCCCCAGGUUCCAGCAGGACCUUUGCCCAUGGUUCCAGAGGAUCAGGCAGAGAGCAGUAAAUGGACAGAGACCUUACUGAGCACGUGGAUGAGGAUAAGUGAGGUGAACACAGACCAUGCUGACUGGGGCACACCUGACAUAAAGAGGUACCAGGAGAGCCUGAGCAGCAUGGUGCUGAGUGAGGAGAACGUCAGGAAGGUGGUGAAGGCCCGGGUGUGUUCCCUGGCCAUCCACCCUUCCCAAAGCACCAUCCUUGUGGCAGCUGGAGACAAGCUGGGGCACGUUGGCCUCUGGAAUGUGGGCUGCAGGGCUGAGGAGGGAGUCCACACCUUCAUCCCCCACAGCUUCCAGGUCAGCUGCAUGUACUUCUCCCCCAGCAACCCUGCCCACCUGCUGUCCCUGGGCAGUGACACCCUGCGCUGUGCUGAUGUCACCAGGGCUGUCUUUGACGAGAUCUGCAGGAGUGAGGAAAGCUUCUCCUGCUUUGACUUCCUGGAGGAGAAUGCCUGCAGUGCCAUCGUGAGUCACUGGGAUGGAGCCGUGGCUGUGGUGGACAGAAGGAGCCCAGGGCUGUCCCCAGAGCUCUCUGCAGACCUUGGCUUCAGGAGGACACGGACAGUGCACGUGCACCCCCUCAACAGACACUAUUUCCUGGCUGCUGGCUCGGUGGAUGUUUGUGUGUUUGAUGUUCGGUACCUGAAGGCCGAGGGGAACAAGCCCCUGAGCUCUCUCCCAGGACACACCAAAAGUGUGGCCUCAGCCUAUUUCUCACCUGUCACUGGGAGCAGGGUGGUCACAAUGUGUGCUGAUGACAAGCUGAGGGUCUACGACACCACGUCCUUGUCAUCCACAGUCACAUUGCUCAGCUCCAUCAGACACAACAGCAACACCGGGCGCUGGCUGAGCCGCUUCAGGCCCAUCUGGGACCCCAAGCAGGAGCACUGCUUCCUGGUGGGCAGCAUGGCCCAGCCCAGGCAGAUCCUGGUCUUCCAGGACACUGGGGCCCUGCUGCACUCCCACAGGGGGCAGUUCCUGACCUCGGUGUGCUCCAUCAACGUGGUGCACCCCAGCCAGAGCAUCCUGGUGGGGGGCAACUCCAGCGGCCGCCUCCACAUCUUCAAAUGAAGGACUGAGCUCUGAACGUCCCACCUGCCUGCAUUGACUGUUAGUUCCACUUUGAGCAGUUCCCAAGCUGACUGUUGUUUCUCAGGACAGAAAUGUACUUUGAAAGUCUUCAAAUAAAUUGUUUAAGCUAC